UCAGAAAACGUUCUUUGGCGGGUGAAUGUCCUGCGAGAACAACUUUAGACAAAAACUAAACCGCUUUCUCAAACAAACUUAGACUUUAUUUGCUCACCAUGGCCCUUCCAUUACACCCGGAUUUACCCCCUGAUCUUGCGUGUCUCAAAAACAUUGAUGCCCUGUUGCAGUGUCCAAUCUGUUUUGACUUUCUAGAUAUUUCAAUGAUGACCAAGUGCUCUCAUAACUUUUGCUCCUUGUGUAUCAGAAAAUUUCUUUCCUAUAAGCUGCAAUGUCCGAUCUGCAAUAUGCAAAUGACUGAACAAGAUCUAAGAAACAACCGCUUAUUGGAUGAGUUGGUCGUCAACUUCAAAGCUGUCAGGCAGCAGUUGUCAAAAGCAAAUUUUGACUCCCCUCCAAUUUCACCCAGAACUCCGGCUUCGCUUGUCAAAUGCAGAACUCCCAGUGGGAGGGGCCAAAGUGGCGGCGGCGGCUCAGUCCUGAGUCAGUUUUUCCAAAAGAAGCCCAGCACACCCCAUCGAAAAGAAGCCCAGUGUGACGACUCUGUCGCUGACAGCGCUCAGCAAGUGAAGCCACAGGCCUCGCCGUCCCACCGUCCGAGUGGCUCUGACCCACAUUCAAAGAAAACUCAAUUUCCAGUGGUCGUGAAGGAAGAAGCGACAGAAGUGGAGGUCAAAGGAGUUCAGGUCGCACCUUCCCCAUCGCCAUCAAGCGACGUGAAGCCCGUUAACAAAGUGGAGUGCCCAGUGUGUUCUGUCAGUGUGUCCCAGCAGUUCAUCAACAAUCACCUGGACACGUGUCUGACCAGAGAGGAGAAGAAAGAAAGUUUGAGGAGCAAUCCUGCCAAGGCGAGGCGUCCGAUGGCGAAACUGGUGUACAACCUCCUUUCGGUGCAGGAGCUGAAGAGGAAACUGAAGGAAUGCCAUCUUUCAGUGCAGGGUUCACGAGACCAGAUGAUCAAAAGACAUCAAACGUUCGUCCACUUAUACAACUCCCAGUGCGACUCCCUAAACCCCAAAUCAGCGGAAGAUAUUGCCAAAGAGGUGGAGGCUGAAGAGAAGGUUAAGAAUCAGCUGCAGAAAACAGCCAAACCUGCAAUGGUUUUUUCAAAGAAGCAGACUGAGAAGGAGAUCGAUGAAAUGCAUUCCAAUUACAGGAAGCGGCACAGCAGCGACUUCAGCCGCCUAAUUGCGCAGGUCCGGGGUCGCCUGGAGACCAGCAGACACGCUAAACAGAAGGUCACCGCAGAGAAGCAGGAUGCUCAAGUAGCUCAGGCCGCAGAAUCAACCAGUUCCCUGGUGAUUAAGCUGGAUGAAGAAACAGACGGGGAGCAGUCUGCGAGCAGGACUGAUUUCCCAUCCAGCCCCGCCUGCAGUGACGUGUCUAUCAGCAGCUCUCUUUCAGACAUCUUCGGUCCCGAGCCUGCCGAGAGCCCGGAAGACACGGAGAGAGCUUCACCUAGAAAGCGAACGUCCAGCUCCAGAGGCGAAGGCGUGGCUUCGUUACCCGUCUCUGGAAAAAGGAGGCGCAAGACCUGACUGGAGAGCUUCCUCGUUUCUGAAUAACCAAUAAACAUUUGACUGACUUGUUCUUUUUCUAUCUCAUUAAAUUUCCACUUGCUGACUUUUUUUUUUUUUUUUGAAUUUGCUGCCACAUUGUUUUGUAUUCUUACGAUGUCAUUCAGGCAGACAUUUGAUCAUUUUACUUCCAACACAUCAUGAGUUCAGGGUUUGCUUUACCUUUUUUUGAAAAUGUGGCAAUUUUUUUUUUUAUUUUUUUGUUAAAAAUUAAAUGCAGUUGA
Salarias fasciatus (jewelled blenny) is the source of this 1801-nucleotide messenger RNA. RefSeq names its product RAD18 E3 ubiquitin protein ligase (gene rad18). Gene Ontology annotation, biological process: protein monoubiquitination; DNA damage tolerance. Gene Ontology annotation, molecular function: single-stranded DNA binding; ubiquitin protein ligase activity. The transcript is spliced from 13 exons. The record is from RefSeq and is a predicted model, not a curated record. The coding region runs from base 99 to 1538 and encodes 479 amino acids. Gene Ontology annotation, cellular component: Rad6-Rad18 complex; nucleus. NCBI's taxonomy places the organism in Eukaryota, Metazoa, Chordata, Actinopteri, Blenniiformes, Blenniidae.